Temnothorax curvispinosus is the source of this 1149-nucleotide messenger RNA. Its product is annotated as endophilin-B1-like. The transcript is spliced from 8 exons. Gene Ontology annotation, molecular function: protein binding. Gene Ontology annotation, cellular component: cytoplasm. Bases 21 to 896 code for a protein of 291 amino acids. The record is from RefSeq and is a predicted model, not a curated record. NCBI's taxonomy places the organism in Eukaryota, Metazoa, Arthropoda, Insecta, Hymenoptera, Formicidae.
CCCUCAGCAGGGUCGUGCAGAUGACGGAGGAGACGCUGGGUACUUCGGAAAAGACCGAGUUAGACGCGCAUUUGGAACACCUGGCGGAGAGAGGAAAUGCCACCAAAACGUGGACGGAGAAGAUACUGCGGAACAUGGAAGCGGUGCUUACUCCGAAUCCUGGUAACAGGAUUGAAGAUUUCUUUUUUGAGAAGAUUGAUAAGAGGAGACCUAACAGGUUGAGCAAUUUGGAGUAUGUAGGCGGCGAUAUGAUAGAAGCUGGGAAUGAUUUCGGCCCGGGGAUAGCUUACGGUAGCGCAUUAAUAAAAGUCGGCCAGUGCCAGCAGAGAUUGGGGCAGAUCGAAAGGGAUUUCAUAGGGACUGCCGCUAAUUGUUACAUACAGCCUCUGAGGAAGUUCUUGGACGGAGAAAUGAAGACUGUCAGCAAAGAAAUGGCGAUAUUGGAAAAUAAAAGAUUGGAUCUGGACGCGUGUAAAAAUAGAGUAAGGAAAGCGAGGAGCAUGCUGGGCCAACAGAGUGAGUCUGGCAUAUCACCCGAAGUGUUGCUGGAUCAGGCAGAGAGGGAGCUGAGGGUAGCGCAAUCGGAGUUCGAUCGACAAGCGGAGAUCGUGAAACUGCUGCUGGAGGGUGUCUCGAGCUCGCAGGCCGGACACUUGCGAUGCCUGCACGAAUUCGUGGAGGCGCAAGCACGUCAUUACGCGCAGUGCCAUGCCGUCAUGCAGGAUCUGCAGCGCGAGCUUGCCGGGGCACGUCAACCGAGCCCUAUGCUGAGAGUCAACAGCGAGGAAGUGAUCGAGCUAAAUCCCUCGCCCACUCUCCCCCAAAACUCGUCCGUAACCGCCGAAUCUGCCGAUUACGUUACCGCCACAUUCGACACUGAUAUGAGUAAAGUUUAGUUUUCAACCCCUCGAAUAUGAGCGUUGAGUACGGAUUAUUAUGAAUUUCGAAUCCAGUUGGUAAUUAACGAAAAUCUACGUUAGCUAUCACGCAAUAUUCCCUUUCUAGCGACGUCUGUUGAAGUUACUUCACGUACGCGUUAAAAAUCUUGAUCCCGAGCUUAAUCGUUACAGACUUGUUAUCGAAUAAAUACUCUAUAACGUUAUAUAAUUGUAUAUUUAGGCGAAAUAGAACGGACGGAGCAUCCUAAAC